This is a messenger RNA of Dermochelys coriacea (leatherback sea turtle), 1512 nucleotides long. Its product is annotated as stromelysin-1-like. The record is from RefSeq and is a predicted model, not a curated record. Gene Ontology annotation, cellular component: extracellular matrix. Gene Ontology annotation, molecular function: metalloendopeptidase activity; zinc ion binding. Gene Ontology annotation, biological process: collagen catabolic process; extracellular matrix organization; proteolysis. Lineage: Eukaryota; Metazoa; Chordata; Testudines; Dermochelyidae. The coding region runs from base 1 to 1434 and encodes 477 amino acids. The transcript is spliced from 10 exons.
AUGAAGAACCUUCCAUUUCUGCUGUUACUAUGUGCAACAUCUUGUGCUUUUCCUAUACAUCCAAAAAGAAAAGCAGAAGAAGAUACAAAGCUUGUUCAGAAGUACCUGGAAAAUUACUACAGCCUUAAGACAGAUGGGAAGCCUGUUUUACGAUGGAAAAGUGACAGUCCUAUGGUCAACAAAAUCAAAGAAAUGCAGGAAUUCAUCGGAUUGGAAGUGACUGGGAAAUUUGAUUCUAACACUUUGGAGGUGAUGCAGAAACCCCGGUGUGGAGUCCCUGAUAUUGCUGAUUUCUCCACCUUUGCAGGACAACCAAAAUGGGGGAAAAGAAAACUAACAUACAGGAUUUUGAACUAUACACCAGACAUGGCUCAAGUUGAUGUAGAUGCAGCCAUCAAGAAAGCUUUUACAGUCUGGAGCAAAGUGAUCCCAUUGACAUUUAACCGGGUUGACAGAGGUGAUGCAGAUAUAUUGAUCUCCUUUGCAGCCAGAGUUCACAAUGAUUUCAAUCCCUUUGAUGGUCCUGGUGGGACUGUUGCUCAUGCCUAUGCACCUGGCAAUGGUCUUGGUGGAGAUGCUCACUUUGAUGAGGAUGAAGACUGGACCAAAGGCUCACAGGGUUCCAACUUGUUUUUCGUGGCUGCGCAUGAGUUUGGCCAUUCUCUGGGACUCUUCCAUUCUAGACACCCUGAUUCACUGAUGUACCCAGUUUACAGAUACUUUGAUUCCAAGACUUUCCGUCUUCAUCAGGAUGAUAUUAAUGGCAUUCAAUACCUCUAUGGACCUUCAUCUAACCCCCCUGAAGAUCCAACAGAAUCUAUGGUCUCCAUAGAACCCAUGGAGCCAACAGAACCUCUACCACCAAACACCUGUGGCUCUAAACUGACUUUCGAUGCCGUCACCACUUUCCGAGGAGAAAUAAUGUUCUUUAAAGACAAGUACUUCUGGCGGAAACACCCUACAAGCAGAGAAGUUGACUUUAAUUUAAUAUCUUCAUUCUGGUCACCUCUGCCAUCUGGCUUGGAUGCUGCCUAUGAAAUUACGGACAAAGAUGAGACCCUUAUUUUUAAAGGAAAUGAAUUCUGGAUUGUCAAAGGAGAUACUAUACUGUCUGGAUACCCAAAGAAAAUCCGUGACUUGGGCUUCUCAAAGGGUGUGAAGAAAAUUGAUGCAGCUCUUUAUAAUGCAAAUAAAGGGGAAACAUACUACUUUGUGUCUAACAAGUAUUGGAGUUAUGAUGAAAGAAGACAGUCCAUGGACAAGAAGCCAAAGCUGAUAAAAGAUGAAUUUCCAGGAAUUAAUGGGAAGAUUGAUGCUGUUUUCCAGUAUAAAAGAUACAUCUAUUUCUUUCAAGGAAGAAGACAGUUCCAGUUUGAUCCUAACAUCAAGAGAGUUGUCAGUGUCAUGAAAAGCAAUAGCUGGUUUAAUUGCUGAUUAAUUCCAUUGAUUUCCUUCUUGUUUAUUGUUAUUGUUUUAUACGCAGUAUUAUUAAUCUAUUAAUAGAUGUUAAAA